CGGCGGCGGCAGCAGCAUCAAAGAGCCCCGAUUCCUGCCGCCCUGGGAGCCAUGCGCCGCGGUCUGUAAUGUCAGCGGAACAGGAGAAGGACCCCAUCGCGCUGAAGAGAUCCCGAGGUGGUGACAGUGGAUUGGAUGGGUUAGGAGGACCAGGAGUACAGCUUGGAAGCCCUGAUAAGAAAAAGCGCAAAGCAAAUACACAGGGAUCGUCGUUUCCUCCUCCAUCUGAAUAUGCUCCACCACCGAAUCCAAGCUCUGACCACCUUGUAGCUGCAAAUCCAUUUGAUGACAACUAUAACACUGUGUCUUAUAAACCACUUCCUUCAGGAAAUCCGUAUUUUAGUAAUCCUGGUUAUCCUGGUUUUGGGGGCUAUAACACUUUCAGAAUGCCACCUCACAUGCUGCCCAGAGUGUCCUCACCAUAUGGUGGUUCUUACUCUCUCAGAAAUCAGCCACACCCCCUUCCUCAAAAUCCUGUGGGAAUGGGUUUCAGUCGACCCCACUCUUUCAGCUUCGGUCCACAUGAUAACCCAGGUUUUGGGAAUCAGCCACCUUAUAGUGGUGGGCAGAUAAAUCAAAAUGUCAGUAUUCCUAGUCAACAUUUCAGACCAAAUCCUGCUGAGAACUUUGGUCAAACUAGUCAGAUACCUCACCCUGAUGUGCCAUCUAACUUUGGUCCUGGAAAUAAUCCAAAUUUCCCAAAUUCUCAGCUAGAUUCAAACCAUUCUUUUGUUCCUCCACCAAGCACUUACAACCAGACAAAAUCAUCAGCACAAAAGCAAGACUUUAGUCAAGGUGCAAGCAAAGCAUCCAGCCAGAACACUGCUACUCAUCAGCAUCAUCACAGGACAGAGGACAUUGUGAGUCAAGGUAACAGUGACCUAAAAAAUGUUACUCGAAACAAUGUGGUAAAUCAGGAUAACAGCCAUUCUAAUAGUGCUGAUAAUGCUAAUGCUGGCCAUUCAAAUGGGACUCAGAGUAAGUCCCGCCAGCCGCGAGGUAGCGCUGAAGGAUGCAACUCUGAAAAGAACAACAAAACGCCCCUUCAUCCCAGUCGUCAUGGUCACUCAUCCUCUGAACCAGUCUACCCAUGUGGAAUUUGUACACAUGAAGUUAACGAUGACCAGGAUGCCAUCUUAUGUGAAGCCUCUUGUCAAAAAUGGUUUCAUCGAAUCUGCACAGGUAUGACUGAGUCAGCUUAUGGCCUUCUUACAGCAGAAGCAUCAGCAGUUUGGGGUUGUGAUACAUGUAUGGCUGACAAGGAUGUCCAGUUAAUGCGCACUAGAGAAACUGCAGGACCACCUGCAUUGAAUACGGAUGGCUAACAACAUGAAUUGGUGGUAGUGGCUGAAAUACUUCUUACAAAGGUUUGAUUACAAAUUGGGUAUUUUACUUUCUGCAGACAAUCAGUUCUGUUUUAUUAUUAUUAUCUUUUUUUCCUUAAUCUGUUUUCACUCAAACUUGCAUCUCAGUUUUGGCACUCUUAGAUGUGCAAGCAUUCUAUUGUUUAAUCAGAAACAAGAAACACUUGAUCUUGUAAAACAAUUGACAUCCGAGCAGAAGGAGGAUGUGCAUUCAAAAUUUUGUUGAAGGCAGAAACUUGCCUACGUGAAUAGCUCCUAUUCACUGGUGUUAGUGUGUGAACUAGGACUAGCAUUUAGUGCUCAGUUUUGAUGGUACUAUACUUGCAGGUGCUCGUUACUUUUAUUAUUAUUAUUGGUGAUUGUCCAUUACUGAUAUUCUUGCUAAUCUUUCUUUGAAGGUAGUAGAGGUGACAUGGAGGAAUAUGCCGUACUAAUAUUUUUUUUAAAUUUAGGGAUAAAUAGAGGACUUAGUAUGCCAAAUAACUGAAUCUUCCUUUUUAAACAAUUCAUUAACACCAUUUUUAAAUUUAACUUCAUGCCUAGCAACAGAAUGAAGCCCACUAACUCUCACACCUUUAUAUUUCCUUGAAAAGGCAAUGAGCUCUUUGACUUCUCAGCAAAUACUUAAUUGCUGAGGACUCCUGCAAGGUCUUGCACUACUUAGAAAUGGUUUAAAAAAUAUCUUGUCAUUUAAAAAGUCAGAAAAGAUCAAGAUUGCAAAGUCCAAUGCUUUAAAUCUAGAGAAUACCAAAACUAGGGUUGCCUACGUAACCUCUUAAUUCAUUUAUCUUAAGCAUAUACAUCAGGAUACAGUCUCUGUUUCUGUUGUCAUUGUCGAGUCAUGCACCCCUGCUCCUUUCUCAUUGAUAGUUCUAGUCUCCAGCCUUGGUGCUGCCCAAUAAUUGUGAAUGAACUACUGCAGAGAAAGUCCUGCCCAUCUCCUAGGGCUUCAGUCAUUCUGAGCUUACACAGUCCACCUGGCAUGAAGAAGGGUGUGAAGGAAAGGAGUGUGCUCAGCACAAACUGAACUGCAAGAUAAUUUGGCCAGCAAAGUCUUAAAACUGAAAUCGCACCACUGCCUCAGCCAGUAUUUCAGUUUUUGGAAAAAACAAGAAAAGUCUUGGUUGAAGAAAAAUACAACUCACAUUACGAGAUGCGAGUUCACUGCCUAUCAGGAGUGAAUAAUCAAAAGUUUAGCUUCUUUGCUAAACUUGAAAUCCUACUAAAAAGCAUGAAUGGCACUAGAGCUUCAUGUGUGAUUGUAAGAAUUCUCUUUUAAUAUGGGUAAUUUGAUCUUAUUCUUGAUCUCAAAUAACUGUGUUUUCUUUGGGUCCUUUUUGUUUGUUUUGUUUUUGUUAAUAUGGAUGAGCAUCUAGCCUUGAACAUUUUAGCUUAAGCAGCUAGUUUGGUAAAGUUGUAUAUGCAAUUGCAAAUGAGAUUUUUAUGUAGAGAAAAGGUGUUAUUUGUUUCUUUUUACUUAAUAAAAGGUGGUACUCUGAUAACAGACUCUGCUAAUAAUAUGCACCACUGAUGGAAAGUUUUAAUUGACAGUCAUUUGAAAACUAAAUCAUAUGGCAAGCAUUACAGGUACUAGUCACAUUCCUUAAUGUGAUAAAAGGUGUUCAGAUCUGUGGUGAUGAGUAAUGUAAGAACCUAUAUAGAAUACAAAUGUGUGUGUGUACCUUAUCAUAAAAGCUACUUUUAUAUACUAAUAAAUGAAAAAUAAGAGGUGCUUGCCAGUUCACCAUUGUGUUUGAAUUAAAUUGGCUCUACUUUAGUAAUAAACUUUCCUGGGAGAUGCAUUUCUCUUUCUGCAGAUAUACAUAACCCUUUUAUUUUAAUACUGACAAGUUUUAUAUACCAUCUUUUGCCAAGGAAACAUUAAGUGCAGUAUCCCCCUUGUUUGUGUCUUACCUCUCAUCAGGAAAGAGGAAAUAAUGUCCAAGGUGUGAAUGAGACAAUUCAUAUCUUGAGGAUUUCCUGUAUGGAGAUGUAAAGAAAGUGUAAUGCAGGUUCAGGGCUUCUCUUUUCAGCGCUAUUUGCUUUGUUUAGUACAGAGAUUAUACUUAGUUUUGUUUUGUUAGGGGUGUUAAAUUUAAAAAGAAAAAACCCACACAAACUCCUGAAGAAAUAUCUUCAGUAGUUUUCCUUGUAACUAUUUGACUUCUGUUAGAAUUUCCUCUUGAUAUCUAAAGUAGAAGCUAAACUAAACCUUGUUUAGGUAAGUUUGCUCCUGUGGGAAAUAAAAUUAUUUCUAUUUUAACAGCUUGCACAGUGAAGCUUAAGGAGUUGGUUCCGAAUUACAGCAAUGUGAAUCAAAUCAGAAUUUUGUCUCCGUGUUUGGAAAUUCACCAGAAGAUCUGGUGAUGAUACUAUUAUCUAAGCACGCUAUUCACAAUACCCUAUACCCCUGCUGCCCAUUCCUAACAUGAGAAGAUGUUUCAGGGCAUUUGUUCUCAGAAGUUCAAUUAAUGUUUUAAGAUUUUGGAGCAGACACUAUAUUUAAAAUAGCUAUGUAUUUCUUGAAAUCUUUUCAAUCAAUUCUAUGUCAAGUGAGGCAAGUGUUUUCUAUAUUAGUUAGCAAGACAUUAGAAUACACAUAUAGUGUUCUUAUGAACUUAAAAUUUACUGGAAUAUAAUUAUAAGGCCUAAAUUGUAUUUGUGAAAGUUAUUCUAACAAAUUACUUCAGUUUUUCUAAACUGGUACUAUGUUGGGUUUGUAACCCAGUGAAUUUUCUGAAUAUAUUAACUUAAAUAUUGAAGGCAUUAGUAAAUGCCAAUUUUAAAAUAUCAAAUAAAACAAAAACUCUUACAACAUUGAUCAUAGAAAUAUGACUGAAUAGGAUCUCAAAAGGUUAUCUAGCCAGUAUGCUUGCCCUACUGAUAUGCUCUUGGUAUACCUGGAUUCUUUACCUAGAGGGAGAAUUACACUUCAUUUUUUCUCUGGAUGUAUUGACUAGUAGUAGUUCAAGUAUGCACAGGAAAAACAGCAAUCAUGUCUUAUAGUAAGGUAAUAGGAAAAUGUCAGCUGGGUAGAAAUAGAAAUUAGUUAUA
Rhea pennata is the source of this 4418-nucleotide messenger RNA. RefSeq names its product pygopus family PHD finger 1 (gene PYGO1). Gene Ontology annotation, biological process: spermatid nucleus differentiation; kidney development. The record is from RefSeq and is a predicted model, not a curated record. The transcript is spliced from 3 exons. Lineage: Eukaryota; Metazoa; Chordata; Aves; Rheiformes; Rheidae. The coding region runs from base 69 to 1325 and encodes 418 amino acids.